Molecule: messenger RNA, 939 nt
Organism: Nannizzia gypsea CBS 118893
Lineage: Eukaryota; Fungi; Ascomycota; Eurotiomycetes; Onygenales; Arthrodermataceae
Product: ADP/ATP carrier protein
Exons: 6
Coding region: 1-939 (312 amino acids)
Biological process (GO): mitochondrial ATP transmembrane transport; mitochondrial ADP transmembrane transport
Cellular component (GO): mitochondrial inner membrane
Molecular function (GO): ATP:ADP antiporter activity
Source: RefSeq, a predicted model, not a curated record
AUGGCUAGCCAACAGGACAAGUCCAUCCUCGGGAUGCCCGGCUUCGUCGUGGACUUCUUGAUGGGUGGUGUCUCCGCCGCCGUCUCGAAGACUGCUGCCGCUCCCAUUGAGCGUAUCAAGCUUCUUAUCCAGAACCAGGAUGAGAUGUUGAAGACUGGUCGUCUCGACCGCAAGUACAACGGCAUCAUGGACUGCUUCCGCAGAACCGCUGGUGCUGAGGGUGUCGUCUCCCUGUGGAGAGGUAACACUGCCAACGUCAUCCGUUACUUCCCAACCCAGGCCCUCAACUUCGCUUUCCGUGACACCUACAAGUCCAUGUUCGCCUUCAAGAAGGACCGUGAUGGCUACUGGACCUGGAUGGCCGGUAACUUGGCCUCUGGUGGUAUGGCUGGUGCCACCUCCCUCCUCUUCGUCUACUCCCUCGACUACGCCCGUACCCGUCUUGCCAACGACGCCAAGUCUGCUAAGAAGGGUGGCGGUGACCGUCAGUUCAACGGUCUCAUUGACGUCUACAAGAAGACUCUCGCCUCUGAUGGUAUUGCUGGUCUUUACCGUGGUUUCGGUCCCUCCGUUCUCGGAAUUGUCGUCUACCGUGGUCUGUACUUCGGAAUGUACGACUCCAUCAAGCCUGUUCUUCUCGUUGGACCUCUCGAGGGUAACUUCCUUGCCUCCUUCUUGCUCGGCUGGACUGUCACCACUGGUGCUGGUAUUGCUUCUUAUCCUCUUGACACUGUCCGUCGUCGUAUGAUGAUGACUUCUGGUGAGGCCGUCAAGUACUCUUCUUCCUUCGAUGCUGCCCGCCAGAUCAUGGCUAAGGAGGGUAUCCGCUCCUUCUUCAAGGGUGCUGGUGCCAACAUCCUCCGUGGUGUUGCCGGUGCUGGUGUCCUCUCCAUCUACGACCAGGCCCAGCUCCUCCUCUUCGGAAAGAAGUUCAAGUAA